Anolis carolinensis (green anole) is the source of this 9337-nucleotide messenger RNA. RefSeq names its product meiosis 1 associated protein (gene m1ap). Lineage: Eukaryota; Metazoa; Chordata; Lepidosauria; Squamata; Anolidae. Bases 316 to 1959 code for a protein of 547 amino acids. Gene Ontology annotation, biological process: meiosis I; spermatogenesis; male meiosis chromosome separation. The record is from RefSeq and is a predicted model, not a curated record. The transcript is spliced from 11 exons.
AGGAAUUCUGGGAGUUGGAGUCCAAAACACCUGAAGGGAGGGCCGACGUUGGACCAGGCCUACACUAGGCCGAAGCCUUUCCUCACAGUGCCCCCUCAGAGGCCUAGUUGGCACUAGUCGGCCUGCCAACCACACAUCUCCACGGCCAAAAGGCCUCAACAGGUGUGGAUUGGUUUUGUGUUGGGAAACAACAAAUGGGGUCUGUGCUGGAGUCCCAGCCUUCCUCAUCACCAAAGAGGUGGCCCUCCAUUGUCUGAAACUCACCCAUUGAGGUAAAAGGUUUGAAGCCCAGGCAACCCCAUCCUCCAUUGCGCCAUGAGCUCAGGAGCCAGACGCACUGGGGACACUUCUGGUGGCAAACCAGCCCCCCACUCCCAGCCUCCGCAGCCGCCACGGAUCCUCGUUGUGGACGCCCGGCCUCCCCAUUGGGCCCAGAUCCGACCCAAGCUCUCCAAAGCCCUGGAGCACGUCUUCUGCCUGGCCUGCAGCCUGGGGGGCCCUCCUCGCAUCCCCCUCUUCAGCCUCUACGUGGCCCAGAACCGGCACGAGUGCCUCCUGCCCUUUGUGCUGGUGAAAGGAGGUUUUGCCCGUCUCCAGAGCUGCUUUGCGGAGCUGCGUGCCGUGGCGGCCGAGGGGGCUUUCCGUCCUGGGGAGGAUGCCGCCAUGGUGCAGGCCGUACGGGACGGGCUCCAGCAGUUCAAGCAGUACACAGGGCGAGGGAUGGCCGGUGCCCCCCUCAGCAGCUGUGCCAUCGAGAUUACCAUUCUAACCAGCCGACCCAGCACAGAAGUGGCCCGACAGCUGGAAGCUGGCCUCCGGGGCACUGACUUGGUCAAUCUGCGCCAGCUGCAGGUGGUGGAGGUGGCCCCAGGAGGGCUGCAGGAGGAGCCCUGGCCGGGGACUGGAGGAGGAAGUAGUGACCCCAGCGAGAGCCCCUUGGAAGAGGAAGCCACUACCCCCCUCCUGGGCCCAGAGGUGGACCUCCAUGUGGUGGAGAACGAGGUGGUGGCGCUGGAGGGCGUCUUCAAGGCCUGGCUCCAAGGCCACGGCACUGACCAGGAGAAUCUCCACCUCCUCCUGCCCACAGUACCCCUUGGCCACACUGCCGGCCCACGGGGCAGCCUAGCAUGUCUGAAGUGUGACAUCCAGGAGCGGCUCCUCAGCCCGGCUCUGCUUCCACCGCUGGGCCCAGGAGAAGACAAGGCCAAAGGCAGCAAUGCCACUGCCAGCUGCUUCUGGAUGGCCCCCAGACCAGACCUGGCUCCGCGACGACUCAGGGUCCUCAGGGCAUUGAGAGCGGAGGGUCUGUGUGCCUCCGUCCUCUUCGGACUCCCUCUGGUCAUCCGGCCUACAAGUUGCUGGAAGCUAAACUGGGACGAACUGGAGGCCAACCAGCACCGCUUCCAGGCCCUCUGCUGUGGCUUGCGGAGCAGAGAAUGGCUUCUUCUGGCCCAGUACGAACCGCAGGAGGGUCCCGUCCCACGCAGGGAGCCCCCUGCCACUGCCCCCGUGGCCUCCCUCUGGGUCCUGCUGCCUGCGGCCUCCUGCUCCUCCCUCCUCCUGCGCUCCGUGGCCCCCAGAGAGCUCCUCCUGCCAGGCUCCUUCCAUGCUCCCCCGGCGGAGCCCCCAGACCCAGCACUCAGAGACAUGGAGAGCAUCCUGGAGGGCCUCGACGUGGAGCCGGCCUUCGACCCCCUGAGCCUUGAGACCCACCUGUACCAGGCACUGCGGGCCCACCUGGCCCAACCUCUGGCCCCCCGCCCGGCCCAACCUCUGGCCCCCCGUCCAGCUCCGCGCCCCGCUGAGCGGCACCUGCCCCGCCAGCAAGCCGGCCAGAGGCACCCCAACAAGGCCCGAGCCACGGUGGCCCCUCUGCACCUGGCCCCGUCCCCCAGCACCAACCGGGCAGCGCUCUCCCUGUUCUCCAGCGAAGAGGAUGAGUUCCCAGAUGCCAUUUGAGAGGAAGAGCGGCCAAGACUGGGAGGGCGGAGGUCCAAAAGUAGGCCCCUGAGCCCCUGGUUGCCUGAAUCCGGCAAGGCGGGGGCAAGGUAUGGGGGGCUUUCUUAGACCCUUGCCCAGUUAAUAGCACUACUGCCACAAGUGCCUCAACACCCGCCCUCCCAAAAAAGAACUUACUCUUUUGGGUUGCUGUGCGUUUUCCUGGCUGUCUGGCCAUGUUCUAGAAGCAUUCUCUCCUGACGUUUCGCCCACAUCUAUGGCAGGCAUCCUCAGAGGUUGUGAGGUCUGUUGGAAACUAGGCCAGUGGGAUUUAUAGAUCUGUGGAAUAAUGUCCAUGGUGGGAGAAAGAACUCUUGUCUGCUGGAGGCAAGUGUUAAUGUAGCAAUUGGCCACGUUGAUUAGCAUUUAAUGGCCUUACAGAUUCAGAUUCAAGGACUAGCUGCUUCCUGCCUGGAGGAAUCCUUUGUUGGGAGGUGUUAGCUGGCCCUGAUUGUUUCCUGUUUGGAAUUCCCCUGUUUUCUGAGUGUUGUUCUUUAUUUACUGUCCUGAUUUUAGAGGGUUUUUUUAAUACUGGGAGCCAGAUUGUGUUUAUUUUCAUGGUUCCUUCCUUUCUGCUGAAACUGGAUUCCCCCAGACAGUAAGCAGCCAGUCCUUGAAGCUACGAGGCCAUUAAAUGCGAAUCAACAUGGCCAAUUGCUACAUUAACACUUGCCUCCAACAAACAAGAGUUCUUUCUCCCAUCCUGGACAUCAUUCCACAGAUCUAUAAACCCCACUUGCCUAGUUUCCAACAGACCUCACAACCUCUGAGGAUGCCUGCCAUAGAUGCGGGCGAAACAUCAUAUAAUAAUAAAUAAUAAAACUUUAUUUUUAUUCCGCCCUAUCUCCCCGAGGGGGACUCAGGGCGGAUUCCAACAUAAAAUGGCAAACAUUCAGUGUCUCCAUAAACAAACAAAUACUGACAUAAAAACCCCACAUAUAAAAAUAACAUUAAAAAAUCUGAUUUAUAGUGUAUUGUACAAUUUUUAUGUGUGUGUUUUAUUGUAAGCCGCCCUGAGUCCCCUGUUGGGUGAGAAGGGCAGGAUAUAAAUGUUGUAAUAAAUAAUAAAUAAAAAUAAACCUCGCCUCAAUUUAAAGUCUAACAUCAAUAAAUUAAACCCAACAUAAAUAAAUUGAACUACGUGUAGUCCAACAAAAUUAUAUAAAAAUUAUCUAAAAAUCCAAACAUCAGGAGAGAAUGCUACUGGAACAUGGCCAGACAGCCCUGAAAACUCGCAGCAACCUGGGUGGAGUGCGGGGAGGACUUUGGGGGGCUAUUCCCAGUCUCACCCCCAUACAGCCCCUCCCUCUACAACGUCUUUGCAGCAGCAUCCAAAGGCUGUCAUUGCCCCCCCCCCACUUCUCCCACACGGCUGUUGCAAGAUCUCAAAGAGGAAGCAGCCCUCCCUCCCACCAGCCCCACUUCCUCUUCAGCUGACAUGAGGAAGGAAGUGCUGAAGAUGGCAAGGACUGGGAGGGAGGCAUUUGCAGAGAGGGAGGGGGUUGCAGCCAGUUCUCGCCCGUCUCAAGAAGGAAGGGGCCUUUGCACUCCAAACACAAGCAUCAUUGCCCUGGCACAAUCAGCAUCAGAUGGUAGCUCAAGCAUGGGCAAACUUCGACCGUCCGGGUGUUUUGGACUUCAACUCCCACAAUUCCUAACAGCCGGCAGGCUGUUAGGAAUUGUGGGAGUUGCAAGUCCAAAACACCCGGAGGGCCGAAGUUUGACCAUGCCUCUGGUAGAUGGUAAUAUCAAUCUAUUUGCUCCCAAGGAACUGGGAAACCGAUGCUUCUGUUGGAUGUUUCAUGCUUUGUAUUAUAUCUGAUAUAACAGAUUGCAUUUUUAAUUUAACUUUAGUUGUUAAGUAAAAAAAUUUAUUUUAUGUUGGGUUGUCAAUUUUCGUUAUUAUGUGACUGUAUUGUGGUUACUUUCGGCCGCUGAAUGUUUGCCUAUUAUGUUUGGAAUCAGCCCUGGAGUCCCUCUGGGGAGACAGGGCAGAAUAUAAAUAAAGUAUUAUUAUUAUUAUUAUUACCACCAUCACCACCUUUUAUGUUUGGAAUCCACCCCGUAUUCUCUCUGGGGAGAUAAGCCAGAAUAUAAAUAAAGUAUUAUUAUUAUUAUAUUAUUAUUGACACAACGAUGUUGUAUGACACAGCAAACAAGAUAGACAUGCUGGAUUUCGUUUCACAAAACCACAAGUCGAACACUUCCCAAGUGUCUAGGACUGUGUGAUUAUUAUUAUUAUUAUUAUUAUUAUUAUUAUUACCACCAUCAUCACCUUUUAUGUUUGGAAUCUACCCCGUAUUCUCUCUGGGGAGAUGGGCCAGAAUAUAAAUAAAGUACAGUAGAGUCUCACUUAUCCAACACUUGCUUAUCCAACAUUCUGGAUUAUCCAACGCUUUUUUGUAGUCAAUGUUUUCAAUACAUCGUGAUAUUUUGGUGCCAAGUUCAUAAAUAUAGUAAUUUCUACAUAGCAUUACUGUGUAUUGAACUACUUUUUCUGUCAAAUUUGUGGUAUAACAUGAUGUUUUGGUCCUUAAUUUGUAAAAGCAUAACCUAAUUUGAUGUUUAAUAGACUUUUCCUUAAUUCCUCCUUAUUAUCCAACAUAUUCGCUUAUCCAACGUUCUGCUGGCACGUUUAUGUUGGAUAAGUGAGACUCUACUGUAUUAUUAUUAUUAUUAAUUAUUAUUAUUAUCACCAUCAUCACCUUUUAUGUUUGGAAUCCACCCCGGAUUCCCUCCAGGGAGAUAGGCCAGAAUAUAAAUUAUCAUUAUUAUUAUUAUUAUUAUUAUUAUUAUUAUUAUUAUUAUUAUUAUUAUUAUUAUUAUGACACAGCAAACAAGAUAAGAUAUGCUGGAUUUAAUAUUAUUACCAUCAUCACCUUUUAUGUUUGGAAUCCACCCCGGAUCCCCUCCAGGGAGAUAGGGCAGAAUAUAAAUAAAUAAAUAAAUAAAUAAAUAAUAAUAAUAAUAAUAAUAAUAAUAAUAAUAAUUAUUAUUAUUAUUAUUACUAUCAUUACUUUUUAUGUUUGGACUCCACCCUGGAGUCCCUUCAGGAAAAUAGGGCAGAAUAUAAAUAAAGUAUUAUCAAUAUUAUUAUCAUCAUCAUCAUCAUUAUCAAUGAAAUGGCAAAAACCUUUAAUAGCAAAAUAAAACUCUCUAGAAAAAUAGCUUCGUGAGCCUUCUGUGAAUGCACAGGAAACACAAGGCAGGGGGAUACAAAAGGGGGGGGGAUGGAUAAUGGGGCUCAUAUCUCCCCCAGGUCCUCGUAUACGGCAGAGGCCGGGCGGCUCUUAUCCACCGACUGCUCCUCCUGCCCAGGGAGCCGGGCCCCGCGGAGAGGCUUCCUCACCUGGCUAUAGACCGGUUCGCCUCCGCCACUGUUGUUGCUGUUGUUAUUGUGGUUCCCUUCCUUCUGUUUGCUGGGGCUCCUGUGGCCGCGGGGGGGCUUGGCCACGGGGCAGGGCUUGGGGGCCUUGGCGAGCCGGCCCUUCUGCUGGAAGGCGGGCACGGCGUAGUCCCCGUCGCCGGGCAGGUAGGGCAACUCGUAUCCGGCGGGGCUCUCCAGGCCCUGGGUCCUCCAGGCCUCGCAGGGCAGCCGGGCCUCGUCGUAGAUGGCCGUGGCCGUGCUGGGGGCGGGGAGCGGCUGGGGCCCCCGCCCCUCAGGUUCGUCGUAGAUGUGGCCCUUGCGGCCCACCUGCUCGUAGAAGCGCCCCUCGGGGCUCGGGGGCCGGCCGGCGUCCUGGGCCCGGCUGUCCACGGGGUCAGCGUACAGGGGGUCCGGCCCGGGGAGGGAGCCCCUCACUGUGUCCAGGGGCUCCGAGUAGACGCUGGCGGCGGAGGACUCUUCCUGGGAGGGCGGCAGCCUGGGGAGCGGGCAACGGGCCGCAGAAUCCCGCAAGGCAUGUCCCUUAGGGGCGGCCCUGGGCCCCUCGCCGCCCUUCUCUGUGGCAACAGAGGCAGAACUGGUCACAGAGGCAGUGGCCACCAAGGCACUCCGUGGGAGCCCCCCCUCCCUCCGCUGGCCCUCCCCGUCCAGGCUCAGAGAGGAGGCCAGUGCGGAGUGGAGGUGGCCCAGUGCCGAGGGACCCUCAACCGAGGCCGAGUCCAUGGAGGCCGCGCUGCGCCGGUUCUCCUCCGCCUGGGCCUUCUGCGACUGGAUGGCGGCUUCCACCAGCCGGAAGAUCUCGUUGCCCUGAGCCGUCUCGAAGGUGAAGUUGCCGGGCCCCGACUCACAGCGCCGGCCCGCCUCGAAGGAGAACAUCACCUGCGCAGAAGGAAGGAGACACAUAAUUCUGUUGUGGUGAGGCCUCUUUACCUGGAAUAUUUAUUUAGAUUUACUGUAUUUAUAUACCGCUUUUCUCACCUCUGGGGAGACUCAAAGCAAUUUGCAAUAUAAAAGGGGCCAAAUUAAAUGCCAUACAUAUGUGUGAAACCAAAUCCUAUAUCUAAAACAGUAAACAUACAACUAUAGUAACUUUAAGUAACUUUAUUUUUCUAUCCCGCCACCAUCUCCUGACAGGGACUCGGAGCGGCUAACACCGGACAAAAGCCCAAAAACAAAACAAAUACAACAAUUAAGACAUAUUACAAUAAAUAAAACACAAUAAAAUCAACAUUACAAAAAUAAUACAUUAUAUAAAUCAUAGAAACUCAUUAAAAGCAUAAAAUGAGAAAACCAAAUUACAGUGACAUGAACCACCAGGUAAAUGGAAGGAGACGGUGUGGCGGGGACGUUUGAACUAAAGUGCGGUAGUAUAGUUAUAAAGUGCUUUGUGGCAAACGACAAGAUGGAAACAUUUCCUAACCGUUUGAUAGGGAUGGCUGUCCGGUUAAUUAUAGAGAAGGGAACAGUGUGUGAGAAAUGUAUUAAUUUAAUUUUGGACAUGGGGACUAAAUUAUUCAAAUGCACAGCAAAAAAAAAAUCAAGUUUUUAAUUGCUUUUUAAAAGUUGCAAGGGUUGCAUUAAAUCAAUAAGACUAUUAAACAUGAGAGAAGAACACUGUUAAAAAGAAUUAAAACACUGAAUCGUAGACCAGGGCCAUUCCAAUUGUCAAUUGCAUGUACAGUAGAGUCUCACUUAUCCAACGUAAACGGGCCGGCAGAAUGUUGGAUAAGCGAAUUUGUUGGUUAAUAAGGAGAGAUUAAGGAAAAGCCUAUUAAACAUCAAAUUAGGUUAUGAUUUUACAAAUUAAGCACCAAAACAUCAUGUUAUACAAUAAAUUUGACAGAAAAAGUAGUUCAAUACACAGUAAUGUUAUGUUGUAAUUACUGUAUUUACAAAUUUAGCACCAAAAUAUCACGAUAUAUUGAAAACAUUGGUCACAAAAAUGCGUUGGAUAAUCCAGAACGUUGGAUAAGCGAGUGUUGGAUAAGUGAGACUCUACUGUAUUCCUAUGUCUUGCAUUGCAUUACUUUACUAACCAAAAGCUUGGUCCACGGCCAUGUCUUUGUCUUCUUUCUGAAGUCUAGGAGGGAGUUCCAGAGCCAAGGAGCCACCACUGAGAAGGCCCUGUCUCUCGUCCCCACCAGCCGCACUUGCGAGGAAAGGUGGGACCGAAUGCUAGGCCUCCCCAGGAGAUCUUAACCUCCUUGAUGGUUCAGAGAGGAAGAUACGUUCAGACAGGUAAUCUGGGCUGGAACCAUUUAGGGCUUUAUAGGCUAAAGCCAGCACUUUGAAUUGUGCUCGGUAGCGGACUGGCAGUCAGUGGAGCUGACACAACAUUUGUAUGCUCCCUGUACGCCGCUCCGGUGCAAAAUCUUGCUGCCACCCAUUGGACCCUUUGAAGCUUCCAAACAGUCUUCAAAGGCAACCCCACAUAGAGCACAUUGCAGUAGUCUAUUCAAGAUGUAACAAGAGCGUGGCCCACAAGUCUGGCUUCUCAAGGUACAGGAGCAACUGAAUAAUAAUAACCCUGUGUCCAGUUCUGUGCAAAGCAAUUCAAAGAGGAGCUGGACAAGGUGGAAGGUGUCCAAAGAAGGGCCACCAAAAAUGGUCAGAGGUCUGGAAGCAAAGCCUUAUGAAGGACAGCUUAGAGAAGUCUGGCAGCAAAGCCGGGCUGUGACGCAGGCUGGUUAGCAGCUAGCUGCAACAAAUCACUCUGACCAAGAUGUCAUGAGUUUGAGGCCAGCCCGUGCCUGCGUCUGUCUCUGUUCUAUAUUAUGGCAUUGAAUGUUUGCCUUAUAUGUGUGCAAUGUGAUCUGCCCUGAGUCCCCUUCGGGGUGAGAAAGAAGGGCGGAAUAUAAAUACUGUAAAUAAAGCUUAGAGAGCUGGCUAUGCUUAGCUUGGAGGAGUUGAAGUUUGAGAGAAGGGGGCGUAUUAUGGAGAGCUUUCUGACAAUAAGAGCUGUUUGGCAAUGGAAUCUGCUCUUUCCUGGGAGUCUGGUAGAGUAUCCUUCCUUAGAGGAGUGCUUUGAUUGUAUUUUCCUUGUGUUUGGAAGAAGAAAAUUGCACUGGGGGGCCCUUGGGGGUCUCUUCCAGCCACCUUUCCCCCUCCAGCCAGCCACCCAAAAAGUGGAAAGAUAUUCUUAUAUUUGCUUUGUCUUAAACCGUGAUCAGAUUGUGUGAUUGUUAGCUGCCUUGAGUCCCAACAGGGAGAAAAGCAAGGUAUGAAGAAAGUUAAAUAAUUACAGUGGUCGUCCAGCCCAGCCCCCUUCUGCCAGGCUGGAAGACAUCAUCCAAGCCUUCCCAGCGGAUGACCAUCCAAACCUCUGUUGAAAAACCUCAAGAGAAGGAGACUCCAGGCUGCAGUGGAUUCAGCUGUCAAAACGUUCUGCCUGCCAUGAAAUUCCUAGUUAACGUUUGGCAUCUAGAGGGGAUACUGGAUAGGAGAUUUCCUUGGGAACCUUUGGGGAGUUGGUUUCCCUUCGCUGUGAUUAGAUCUAAGUUCCAUAAAAGUGUCUUGCACUCUGAACAAUUCGUGGUGUCAACGUAGCGACUUCUGAGAACACAUCACCGUUUCCAGUUUCCUGAUUUCACCAAGCCAAGUCUCCUGUUCCUGGCGGCCAAGCCGAGCCGCGACUCCCGAUUUAAUCCAGAGUAAAUUCACGUCCUUGCCUUGUUCCUGAAUCCAGAUUGCUUUCAGCUUCAUCCUCUGCCUGCCUUGAAAUCCAAGACUUCCUAGUGACUUUGGACCUUGUUAUUCACUCCUGCUUCCUUAGUUUCCCUGCUCAACAGUUUUGAGUGUGUUUCGGUUUCUGGACUUUGGACAAUAAUAUUGGACAUAUCCCUUCAACUCUUUGGACUAAUUCAUACCAUUUCUUAAAGGACUAUUGCUCACUCAUCCUUUCCAUUUAUUCUUUCCUGAAUUUAUUAUUGUUUUAAUAAAGAUAUUAUAUGAUUA